Molecule: messenger RNA, 2011 nt
Organism: Malania oleifera
Lineage: Eukaryota; Viridiplantae; Streptophyta; Magnoliopsida; Santalales; Ximeniaceae
Exons: 10
Coding region: 153-1691 (512 amino acids)
Biological process (GO): proteolysis
Cellular component (GO): vacuole
Molecular function (GO): dipeptidyl-peptidase activity; serine-type exopeptidase activity
Source: RefSeq, a predicted model, not a curated record
ACCUAACUUUGGUGGUCCUACAUGCACUGGAUUUCACUCCACUCUUCCUCUUCCUUAUCCUCGGGAGAGUACCUCUGCUACUAUGAAUUCCACUGAGUCACACUUACUUAAGUCGCCGGCCGUAGCUUCACUUCUCUGAGAAAUCAUCGGAAAUGCUCAAACCGGCGAUUCCUUCUGUCAUCCUCUGCCUCCUCUUCCUCAUCCUCUUCUCCGCCCAGUCUCCGCCGUCGAUCACCUCAGAAGCGUCCGAUUUCCGCUCCUUCAGAUGGCCCCCUCGCUUCGUCGGUCGGUUCGCGGCGGAGCCGAAACGCAAGGCCGAGCCGUACCGGUACGAGACUCGAUAUUUCGGGCAGCGUCUGGAUCACUUCAGCUUUUCUGACCUUCCUAAAUUUGAGCAACGGUACCUGAUCAACACAGAGCACUGGGUUGGACCGGAGCGUUUGGGCCCCAUCUUCUUCUACUGCGGCAACGAAGGCGACAUCGAUUGGUUCGCCAACAACACUGGCUUUGUUUGGGACAUCGCUCCUCGCUUUGGUGCUAUGGUGAUCUUUCCCGAACAUCGGUACUAUGGUAAAUCUUUGCCAUAUGGUAGUAGAGACGAGGCAUAUAAGAAUUCAACUACUUUAGCCCAUCUUACUGCAGAGCAAGCACUUGCAGAUUUUGCAGUAUUGCUCACUGACCUUAAAAGGAACUUGUCUGCUGAGGCUUGUCCGGUUGUAUUGUUUGGAGGAUCCUAUGGCGGAAUGUUGGCAUCAUGGAUGCGGCUCAAGUAUCCUCACAUUGCCAUUGGCGCUCUUGCAUCUUCAGCACCCAUUCUUCAGUUUGAAGAUAUUGUGCCCCCAGAAACAUUUUAUGACAUUGUCUCUUACAAUUUUAGACGUGAGAGCACGAGCUGUGUCGACACUAUAAAGAAGUCCUGGGAUGUCAUAAUAUCAGAGGGUCAGAAAAAUGAUGGCCUUCUGCAAUUGACUAGAACUUUCCACUUAUGUCAGGAUUUGAAAAGUACUGAAGAUCUUUCCGACUGGUUGUCCUCUGCUUAUAGCUUUUUGGCUAUGGUGAACUAUCCAUACCCAUCAGAAUUUCUAAUGCCUUUGCCUGGAAACCCAAUAAAAGAGGUGUGCAGAAAGAUUGACAGUUGCCCUAAUCCUAGUAAUGUUUUGGAGUGCAUAUUUGAAGGAGUAAGCAUCUAUUACAAUUAUACUGGUUCAAAGAAUUGCUUCAAGCUGGAUGAUGAUCCUCAUGGGAUGGAUGGUUGGAAUUGGCAGGCAUGCACCGAGAUGGUAAUGCCAAUAUCUAGUAGCCGAGACAAAAGCAUGUUCCCAGCAUAUGAUUACAAUUAUUCUGCUUUUCAAGAGGAGUGCUGGGCGAAUUUCAAUGUGGAAACAAGGCCAACGUGGAUAACAACUGAAUUUGGUGGACACGAUUUUAAGACUGCAUUGAGAAAUUUUGGAAGUAACAUCAUUUUCUCGAAUGGCAUGUUGGAUCCCUGGAGUGGUUACAGUGUUCUGCAGAAUGUAUCUGAAAGCAUCAUUGCUCUUGUUACCGAGGAAGGCGCCCAUCACCUAGACUUGCGAGCUUCAACAUCCGAGGAUCCGGAUUGGUUGGUAGAACAGAGGACAACUGAAAUCAAGUUGAUUGAGGACUGGAUAAGUCAGUAUUACCAAGAAAAGAAGGCAGUUUUCACCAUGUAGAGGUUAAUUGGAGUCUCGUUUUCCUACUCCUUUUUCGCCUUACCAAAUGGACAAUGAUGGACGAUAUUGGCUCGUUCUGCUUUUCAAGAAGAAUGCACAGUUGCUGUGCUUGAAGGAUAUCAGGAUGAAACCAUGGCCAAGAUGAAUAAGAACAGAAUUCUGUGUACAUGCAGGAGAAUAACAGCAUUGUGCGUUUAACAAUGCCUAGAAUUUUCUUUCAAACUUGUAUAGGGAUCUCAUUUCUUUUCUUGUUCCCCAAGCAUUUCUCUUUUCAAAUGUUCAAGAGAUCUUCAGUGUGUCAAAUGCCAUUGAUUCUCCCA